AUGGAUCUUCGAAAAUGCAAGAAUUUAACAAAGCUUCCUACCCUCAUGCGAUGCGAAAAUGUUGAAGUAUUACUGGUUAGAGGAUGCAAAAGCUUGGUUGAACUACCUUGCAUGACUCAUCUGAAAUUUCUUCAGAGUGAGCUCGAUUUUAGUUGUUGUGACAGCAUCAAGAAAUUUCCCGAGGUCCCAAAACAUAUAAAGAGAUUAAUCUUAAGCUGCACCGCCAUUGAAGAAGUACCUACGUCAAUCCAAUGCCUGGAAAAGCUCACAUUUUUGGAUUUGAGAGGCACAAGGAUUGGUAAUCUUCCCAGAAGCAUUAUUAAGUUGGAUGCCCUCGAAGAUAUCGAUUUAUCGUAUUGCUCAAAUAUCACCAGCUUUCUCUAUGUUCCAGAGAACACAAAGAACUUUGUUGACUGGUAA
Molecule: messenger RNA, 420 nt
Organism: Hibiscus syriacus
Lineage: Eukaryota; Viridiplantae; Streptophyta; Magnoliopsida; Malvales; Malvaceae
Product: protein SUPPRESSOR OF npr1-1, CONSTITUTIVE 1-like
Exons: 1
Coding region: 1-420 (139 amino acids)
Molecular function (GO): protein binding
Source: RefSeq, a predicted model, not a curated record